Molecule: messenger RNA, 4337 nt
Organism: Urocitellus parryii (Arctic ground squirrel)
Lineage: Eukaryota; Metazoa; Chordata; Mammalia; Rodentia; Sciuridae
Gene: Fam234b
Product: family with sequence similarity 234 member B
Molecular function (GO): protein binding
Source: RefSeq, a predicted model, not a curated record
GCAGGUCCCACCUUCCCAGGUCGCAGCCCACGCGCCGCGCGCUGCGAACUACACUUCCCGACAGGACGCGGUCGCGCGCACGCGCACCCGGGCCUCCGCCAUGGCGACCGUGCUGUCCAGGGCGCUCAAGCUCCCGGGGAAGAAGAGCCCAGACCUAGGGGAAUACGAUCCCCUUACUCAGGCCGACAGUGAUGAGAGCGAAGAUGAUCUUGUACUUAACUUGCAGCAGAAGAAUGGAGGGGUCAAAAAUGGGAAGAGUCCUCUGGGAGAAGCACCAGAGCCUGACUCAGAUGCUGAGGUUGCAGGGGCUGCCAAGCCACAUCUUUCAGAAGUCACCACAGAAGGGUACCCCUCGGAGCCUCUGGGGGGCCUGGAGCAGAAGGCGACCUCUUCCCUUGUGUCCUACAUACGCACAUCUGUCUUCCUGCUAACCUUGGUGAUCUCAAUGAUCUUGGUGCUCCUCUGUGCUUUCCUGAUCCCCUGUCCCCCCAGAGACCUGCACAGCACUUGGAGCCGCCACUUGGGCUCACAAGCAGGUGGGGACCUGUCUCCACUGGAAYUGGCUGAUGUGAAUGGAGAUGGCCUGCGGGAUGUGCUUCUCUCCUUUGUAACAUCAAGGAAUGGGAGUGCAGCAGGUAGCUCCAGAUCAACUGCUAAUCUCGUGUGCCUUUCGGGAAUGAAUGGCAGCACACUGUGGUCCAGUCCCCUCCCAGAAGAGGCCCAAGAUAUCACAUGUUUGGAUCUCAUGCCAGGAAGUGUGGCUGAAAUCAUCUGCCUUGUGACAGGGACACGCAAGAUGCUCAGUGCAUUCAAUGCAACAUCAGGAAAAGCCAUCUGGACUUUAAACCCAAAUUACCUGUCCAACGGUACCUUGGCUGCCCCAGUGGUGUUGCUGCCAGACUUGGAUGAGGACCAUGUCAGAGAUCUAGUGGUUCUGGCCAUUGGGGAAACACAGCCAGAUCUGUGCUUUCUGCUGGUGUCUGGCCGGACGGGGAGUCCAAUAGGCCGACCCGUGAAGUACAACAUUGUGGGAGUAGGGAAUCUGAUUGGUCCUCAGGUUUACAUCWCUGCAAAUGGAGCCGUCUACAUCCUGUUUGGCUUUGGAAAUAUACAAGCUGUCGCCCUGCGGGACAUUUUUGUUCAGGCCCAAAAUCGAGACAGCUCACCACCUUCUCUGCAGAUAGAAGAGCCAGAAUGGGAGAAAAGAAGAUCCAUCAACUUGUCUGAGCUCAUUGACGUGUACAGUGAUGGUGUUGAACUACUCCAGAUGGUAAAGGCGCCAGAUUCCAACUGCAGCAAUCUCCUGGUUACAACCAGACAAGGCCUGGUAUUGCUUCGGGGACAAAACCUUACACCUUACUGGACACUGAGCCUUCAAGGCCUACGUAGCCAGCCUACUCCUGGGUAUUUCACUGAUGAUCAAACAUUAGACUUCCUUCUGCAGAUACAGGAUGGACUUGGGAUGAAAAAGAUGAUGGUGAUAGAUGGUGACUCUGGCUCCAUCGCUUGGAGUUACAGUGCUCCAUGUCACAUGAAAGAUGCACCGACCACCUCAGCAGUUACUUCAGACCAGAAGUCCGUCUUCCUCUUCUGGGCUGAAGGGCUGUCACCUGCCUCUCCCAAUUCUGAUGCCCUCAUGGGAGCUGAGCCACCCAGCCUCCACCACCUAUACCUCCUGCACCCAGCUUUCCCCUCCAUCUUCCUGGACCUGACCAACACCUCGGGCACAGUGACGGCCUCAGAGGUUGGAAUCAACGACCUCUGGAAAGAUGCCUUUUAUGUCACCAGGACAACAGGGACAAUCUCUGAAGGGCAUCCAGCACCCCUGGUGGUCAGCAAACUUAGUCUGCGGUGGGCAUUGAUGGAGGGCCAAAUGGUUCAGCUGAAGGAGACCACCCCCAAAAUUGGCCGUGGGGAGCUGAGAAGAUUCCUUUCUAGGAUAAAAUUUGUUGAUUCUCCCUACCAGAUCUAGUCUGAUGAAAUCUUCGGUUUCAGAAGAGAUAAACAGAACAGGUCCCUUCUGACAGUGUAAAAGCAGUUCUUUGGAAAGAAGACAACUUUGGCCUCAUUUUAGUACUCGUUUGUGAUCCUUGCACUUUGGAAGGCCUGUUGGAGCUUUUUGAUAACAGCAUGAUUCGCUUGGCUGGGGUAUCUUACCACCUUUCCAAUCCUUGUAUUAAUCCCCUCUAGGAAGUCAGUGUGGAGAAUUUGAAAAUGUGAAUCUUAUAGAUGUAUUAUUAUUUUGUAUGUCUAAUUUAUAAACUGUUGCUGGGAAAUCCAGUGAAGAUGAUGGCUAGGAAAUAUUUUGUUUCACAUUAUGCUAUUUGUAUUUUUUAAUGUUGUGGUGAUGUCAUUUUCCAGACAUUCCCUAAGAUUCAGGGAUCCCAUUUCCUGUCCUCCUGAAAUACAUCUGGUCUGGUCAUCUUGAGACUUCCAGAUGGCCCAACUCCGAUUUUGAGGAUCAUUCAUCUUUCUCUCCUUCCACUUUUACCACUUUUACCAUGGCUACUUCCCUCCUAACUCUAGAGAGCAGUGAUACAGAUUGGUAGUGGAGGACUGUUAGCCGUGUCAUGUUUUCAUCAAUGCCUUUCCUAGAUUUGUCAUCUACAUCAAAGUGGCCAUAAGAAUAAAUGUCCCUAUCACAAUGGGAGCAAGAAAAAUAUGGUUUCAAUGACCCACCUCUGACGAGGUCUAUAUGUGGUGUUGUAUGGGGUAUCAAUGGCYCUGCCAUUUGUGGUUCUUGUUGCUGCAGUAACGUCAGAGGGUAUAUGUGUCUGCUGUCUUUAAUUCAGACUUGGAAGCCAGGUCCUGGGAGGCCUGUGUCCUUGUCCUGCUGCAUUUUCACUCUGCUUUCUUAGAAUCUUCUCUAGAACAUCCUCCUCCUCUUCCCUCCCCUGGCUCUCUCUAUUUUAUUCAGGGAUAUGUUCUGGACUUCCUUUGCUACUUGAGUCCAGUGUGCAACCCCUCUGCCCUGCACUUCUCCUUCCUGUACAGCCUUUGAAGCAUUGUAUUUUGAGAAAAUUCUUAUGUAAAUACUAUAACUUUUGUAAAUGCUUAAGUUCUUCAGAAUUAUCUCCAGUGCUUACUUCCCCUUUCUUCUAUGUAAAUUUGUUGCCUUUAUUUAAAAUUCUAAACUUCUAGGCCAUUGUCAUUGUCUGUAUAGCAGAGAAUUCCAUUAAUAGCUGAUGGAAAAAUGUUUUUCUUCUUAACUUUGAUARGUCUGCCCUGAAAAUCAGGUUCUCUCCUUGCUUGGGCUUAUAUCUUUCUAGUUUGUAUUAAUUAAGGAGCUCCAGGAAAGUAUGGAUUCCAGGUUUAAAGGGAUACCUGUUAGUCGUCCAGGGAUAGUUAUUGUGACAUAACUGGAGGUUGGCAGCAAUAAAUCCAAGCAGGCUCAUCAUGUGACCUGUGUACUGUCUGGCCUGUAGCUUGGCCUCAAUAGGUUUCUAGGUACCGCUGCCUUAAGACCCAGAAAGCAUAUUCGAUUUCAAUACUUUCUUUGGAAGUAUGUGUGUCCAACUGACUCUUUGAAGGAAUAAUGAAGAGGAUACCUGGGUAUGGAGGUGAUCCCAGAUUCAAAAUUUAAAUCUACUUGAGUGUAAAUGCCUAUAAGUAAUUUUUAGUAGACUGAACCCCAAAAUGUGUUGUUCCUGUGGCUUGCUGAGCCACCUAGACAUAACUACCAUGUUGAGGYUUUCUGGGAAGCCAGCCAAUAUAGUAAACAAUGCAAAGUUGUUUACUGGGGACUUGUUUUGGUGGGAUUGUUUCAGCAGAGGACUGUGUUUGUAGAGUGUGAGUCUCAGACACAGAUAAGAGGAAGAAUGACGUUGCUGAAUUCUCCUUGGUGUUUUGGGAGCUAACUUCUUACAAGUUUGAAUCUUUGCUUGCUAAAUGCAAUGAAAAGUUCCACGUUUACUUCCUCUUGUAGCUAGUACAUAAGGAUAUCAGUACUGGCUGGAAACUGACCAAUGUGGGUGCUGGUCUCUUGUCAAAUGUGUCCCUAAACUUCCUUCUUCUUGAAGACAGCCAUCCACCCAGAAAUCCAAGAUAGGAAGUGCUCCUUUGUCUCCACAAUCCCAACAUGGGGGUGCCGGGCAAAGCCCAUACGACCACUAUUUAGAAGUAGUAAUGAUUUCUGCAAUGCGAGGGUCUUCCCUGCCUCUCAGUCUCCCUUCUCUCCUUCCCUUUGUAAACCCUCCCCUCUGUCCUCGACAACAUCCUCACCCUCUUCCAAUGUGUGGUCUGGUGAUACCAACUAACCCCAUGAAUGUGAAUUGCUAUCCUUAUUGCCCACAUCAAAGAUAAGCCUGCUGGUCUGUUGUCUAGAAAGACUAUUUAAA